AUGAGCGAUACACUUAUCUCACGUAAUCUUGUGCCCAUUAUUGAUCUGGCAGGCAUAAAAAAUAAAGAAACAGCUUUCAAAGACCUAGGUCAGCAACUAUAUAAGGCUUUAACGGAAACGGGAAUAGCUCUUUUGAUCAAUCAUGGCAUUUCUUUGGACAAGAUUCAAAAAGCUUGGAGUUAUUUUGAUGAAUUUCUAAACUUGCCAAGCGAUGUGAAAAACCAAUAUGCACGCUCCAAGAUUGCUGAAGAUGACAAUCAUGGCUAUGUUAGUCCUGGCAUGGAACGUUUUGAUGGCAAAACUCCAGAGCUACGUUAUGCCUAUAAUAUUUGCCAAGAGCAUAUGGAUAUUAUGCCCAAGGAAGUGCCUGGGUUGGCAGAAAAUAUAAGCCAGCUGAGACAGGAUUUCAAGGGUUUGGCUAGUUUCAUUCUUCAAUCCUUGGCUGUGGCAGUGGGCAUGCCGCAAAAUUUCUUUCUCGACAACCACAAGCAUAUGCUGUCCAAUAAUAGCCACAACUUGACCACAUUGCGUAUGCUCUACUAUCCACCCGUGACUGGCAAUAACAAAGAUUUUGAAUCUGGACAAUUUGUGCGUUGCGGUGCUCAUUGUGAUUAUGAUAGUUUCACUCUGCUAGCCCAGGAUUCGGAAGGAGGUUUGGAAAUUAAAUUAGUUGGCAGUGAUAAAUGGGAACGUGUUGGCCAUCUUCCAGGAGCCAUUGCCAUCAAUUGUGGUGAGACCUUGUCGGCAUGGACCCAAAGACGUUUAUAUGCUUUGCCACAUCGAGUUAUUGUGCCUGAGGAUGAAGAAUCACCUGCUUCCGGUAGGCAUUCCCUUGCCUUUUUUCUACAUCCGGAUAAUGAUACGAAAAUAUCGCCCAGAGAUCUCGUCAACCAAGAUAACAUUGACCACAAUGCCACAGACGAAAGGUUAUUUUGCAAAAUGAAAUAA
Messenger RNA from Drosophila willistoni, 948 nucleotides. RefSeq names its product gibberellin 20 oxidase 3. NCBI's taxonomy places the organism in Eukaryota, Metazoa, Arthropoda, Insecta, Diptera, Drosophilidae. Gene Ontology annotation, molecular function: dioxygenase activity. The transcript is spliced from 3 exons. Bases 1 to 948 code for a protein of 315 amino acids. The record is from RefSeq and is a predicted model, not a curated record.